Molecule: messenger RNA, 391 nt
Organism: Paraglomus brasilianum
Lineage: Eukaryota; Fungi; Glomeromycota; Glomeromycetes; Paraglomerales; Paraglomeraceae
Source: the annotation of a GenBank genome assembly
GAUCCAGAAAUUACCUUGGAACAAAAAGAACAACUGUCCAAAUUAUUGAAGAAAUACGCUUCUUCAUUUGUGGAAAAUUCAAGUGACAUACAAACUACCGUUAAAGGAUUCGAACAUUCUAUUGAAUUAUUAAAGGAGAAUCCAAUAUGUGAAGCAAAUCGUCACAUGUCUCCUAUUAAAAAAGCCUUUCUUAAAGAAGAGCUUCAGAAAAUGAAAGAAAAGGGCGUAAUAUCUGAAUGUCCUCCGAAUACACCAUGGGGAUUUCAGGUAGUAAUAGUAAAAAAGAAGGACGGUACUUUAAGGUUAUGUGUCGACUACAGAAAACUUAAUCAAGUCACUGUAAGAGACGAAUAUCCUUUACCUAAAAUUCAGGAACUAAUAGAUCGAAUGG